AUGACCCUUCCCGAGUUCUACCCCGCCACUAACGUCACUGUAGCCGAGCUCUCCAGCCGCCUACGUAGAGAUGAGGACGGCGAGACUGAGGUCAUCAGAGGGCGUCUGGAGCGAUGUAGGCAGAACCAUAAAGUGAAGACGGCUCAUCUCUGUGGGUUACGACUGAACGAGAGGACUUUCCCUAAAGGGGUCCUCAGCCUGACGCAUCUCAGAAGGCUAGAUUUGAGUUACAACAACCUCCUGCGGUUGGAUGAAGAACUGGUGCGGUUGGAUGCCUUACGAGAGUUGUGGCUGGAUGGGAAUCCUCUAGAGGAGCUACCCGUGUCACUACAUCGAUUGAAGCACCUUGAGCUCUUGUCGUUGCGAGAGCUGCCGAGGUUGAAGAACCUCCCUCGGGAGUAUGCGGAGCUCAGACCUACACUAGUGGAUGUUGGAGGGCUUCAAGAUUGUCCGAUGAUGAACCGAAAGCUGAUUGAGGCCCUUAGGGUUGGGGGUAUGGAUGGAUUCUUUACAGUGUUGGAGAUCAAGCAUACUCGAAGACAACAACGAUGCGAGCUUACGAGGAUUCUCACUGAGUUCCUCUACCCCUUUGAAGAUCGUUCUACUAUUCUUGCCUGUGCUAAGAGGCUUACUCACAGGAUCAAGGUCGACAGCGUUACACCAGAAGCAGCGAGAGUUGCCAUGGCCCGUCUUAUCAAGCAUGGGGAGCGUAUACUUCCUGGUAAACUCGCUGAUGUGGAUGAGGAUGUAGUGUUGGAGAAGCUCAAGGAGUUCGAUGAGGAAUUGCGGACGAGGGAAGAGGUUGCAACACUGGAACUUCGAAUGAAAGCAGCGAUGGUGGAUCUACCAAUGGAAGUGGUACAUGGUCUCGCCCUCAAGUUCAAGUCGACUGUGCCAGCUGCGAGAAUAGGAUGCAUUUUAAGGAACUGGAAGGAGCUCUUCCCGACGUCAAGAAUGAGACGCUACACUGAAUUGCGUCAAAAAAGGGAGCUCAAGAAGAUCAGGGGGAUAUUCAUGGAUCGCUAUCCGGCCUCGUCGAAAGAGGUUAUCGAUCCCGUGAUCGAUUAUUUCAUAACGACUAUGAGUCCCGAGAAGAGGAAGCGUUUGUUGGUUGAGGAUGCAUUGAGAGGGGAGCUACCGAGUUGGCGUAUAGGCACUAUUGAGGAGUGUCUGAGACUGUUGAGGGAGGGCUUGCCAUUGAUAACAGAAGCAGAGGCUCCAUCUAGUGUCUCUCAUGAAGUGUCGUAA
This is a messenger RNA of Perkinsus marinus ATCC 50983, 1248 nucleotides long. RefSeq names its product ras suppressor protein 1, rsu1, putative. The transcript has 13 exons. Gene Ontology annotation, molecular function: protein binding. NCBI's taxonomy places the organism in Eukaryota, Perkinsozoa, Perkinsida, Perkinsidae. The record is from RefSeq and is a predicted model, not a curated record. Bases 1 to 1248 code for a protein of 415 amino acids.